GAAAGCGAGAAAGCGCAUGAUUUGUAUCAUGUGUUUACAAUCAUCAUACCCCUCAACCGGAUUGGCUGUCCAGCAAAACCCGAACCUUUUUACCCAACACCAAUACUUGCAUAAAAAUCCUGUCUCCUAGUAUGCCCCAGCUACACACGAUAUCGGAGUCUUCCUGAUAGCAACAAAUAAGUAAAAAAAAAGGACACAGACGGACACUGGGAGAGGAUCAUGUUUACGUUGACUCUAGCCCUUCUGGGACUCGGUAUAGGACUGGUGGCUAAUGCUUUCCCCACACAGCAGCCUGAAAACGGGAAGAACUGGGUGGUGAUUGUCGCUGGCUCCAAUGGCUGGUACAACUACAGACACCAGGCUGACGCGUGCCAUGCGUACCAGAUCGUCCACAAGAAUGGCAUCCCUGACGAGCAGAUUGUUGUGAUGAUGUAUGAUGAUCUGGCAACCAAUGAGGAGAACCCCACCCCAGGGGAGGUGAUCAACAGACCCAAUGGGACAGACGUCUACAAGGGAGUCCCCAAAGACUAUACCGGCGAGGCUGUGACCUCUGACAACUUCCUGGCGGUGCUGAAGGGUGACUCUGCAAGUACAAAGGGGGGUUCUGGGAAGGUGCUGAAGAGCGGUCCCAACGAUCAUGUGUUUGUGUACUUCACGGAUCACGGAGCGCCUGGUCUGCUGGCCUUCCCCAAUGAUGAUCUUCAUGUUGCCGACCUCAUGGCUGCUAUCAACUACAUGCAUGAGAACAAGAAAUACAAAAAGUUGGUGUUCUAUAUCGAGGCCUGUGAGUCCGGAUCAAUGAUGACCAAGCUGCCCGCUGACAUCGAUGUGUAUGCCACCACAGCAGCCAACUCUCAUGAGUCGUCCUAUGCUUGCUACUAUGAUGAGGAGAGAGACACCUACCUGGGGGACUGGUACAGUGUUAACUGGAUGGAAGACUCUGAUGUGGAGGACCUGAGGAAGGAGACCCUGAUGAAACAGUUCAAGAUGGUCAGGAGCCGCACCAACAGCAGCCACGUCAUGCAGUUUGGAAACAAGACUCUGGCCCAUAUGAAGGUAAUGGCGUUCCAAGGUAAUGCCAACGCCCAGCCUGCCCCCCCCAUGACCCUGCAGCCCGUAGUGGACCCAGAACUGACCCCCAGCCCUGACGUCCCCCUGGCUAUCCUCAAGAGGAAAUACAUGAACACCAACGACAUCACCGCAGCCAGGAAGUAUCUCAGCCAGCUCAACUCACACCUCAAGGUGCGUGAGCUGCUGGGAGAGACGAUGCGCAAGGUGGUGGAGUGGGUGACGGGAGACGAGAGACUGACUCAGAGGGCUCUGAGUGACAAGCUGGAUCUGACCCAGGACCAGUGCUACAAGGCUGCUGUCAGACACUACAAGACACAAUGCUUCAACUGGCACACCACUGAGUAUGAGUACGCUCUGCGGCACCUGUAUGCGUUGGUCAACCUGUGUGAGGGAGGAUACCCAACAGAAAGUAUCCUGAUGGCAAUGGAGAGAGUGUGUCACUUCGACUAGAUGGAUCUUCCUGAACACACACCUCCGACCAGGCUGCUGUGCCUCCAGACAGGAGACUGUGAGAAGACCACGGUUCUCUUUCACUGACAAGGAAUUUAUUUAUAUCAUCACUACUAUAUCACUUUUCUUCUAAUACGUUACAUUUCAAACAUAUUUUUUUUUCCAACCCGGUUUUAAUGAUAGAUUUUAUUUUUUAAAUGUGUUUUAUGAUGAAUUACACUAUGUCCCUGUGAGCAUAUAUAUAUAUUUUUUUAUGAGAAUAUUGUUUUACUGCUCUGAUUUUCUAUUAACACUAAUGACAGGAGAUCAGGAUCCAGUUUGGCGCCCCUUGGGUGUCGGCUCUGCUCUGCUGGAGUAUGUUGAACUUCCCCCUAGUUUCUGAUCUUAGGUCAGUUCUGCUUCCCCCCCCCCCACACAACCAAUGGUUGAGUUUAGGAUUGGAGAAGUUUUUAUUAAAAAAUUUAAAUUUUUUAGAAGUGGACUCAGAUCCUAGACCUGUACUUAGGCGAAACGUCACCCCUGAGCGUGACUGACCUUGGAAGGUUGAAUCCUACAGCAUCACAUACUAUCUGCAAGAUAACCCAAUCUCCUGUUUUUAAAGGCUCAUGUUGAUGAUGUCACACGGAUUUUGAAAUAAAACCUGGACAGUCUAAAACAGCUGGAAAAUGACUUCAUUGCUCUCGCUGUCUGUACCUUCUACAUCUAGUCGAGGUUUAAUUAAGAUAUUGCCAGAGUCAAAUCAUUGUUUUGUCUUCUGGCGUGAGUCAUUUAUCAUAUUAGGAUUGUAGCUGAUGUUCCUGGUUCUGCUGAGGAAAGGUACAGACGUCUAUAUUAUCAAAUACAAUAAAGCGAUGAUGUUUUUUUGUGUGUUUUUUUUUAAGUUGAUGGCUGCUGAAGUUUAUGAAUGACUAGUUGUAUAGGAUACCAAGUAGACCGGUUCAGUUUGGGAGGAGGGGGUGGACUGCAGUAGUAAUAGCAAACUAGGAUAAUUUUGUAUAAAAUGGUCACUCUUGGAAAUUGAAAAAUAAAAUCUCUGUUCAGAA
This is a messenger RNA of Coregonus clupeaformis (lake whitefish), 2564 nucleotides long. Its product is annotated as legumain-like. Gene Ontology annotation, molecular function: cysteine-type endopeptidase activity. The record is from RefSeq and is a predicted model, not a curated record. NCBI's taxonomy places the organism in Eukaryota, Metazoa, Chordata, Actinopteri, Salmoniformes, Salmonidae. Gene Ontology annotation, biological process: vacuolar protein processing.